AGGCUUGGAUGUAGCUGCUCAGCCAUGGAAACCCAUUCCAUGAAGCAUUUAUAUGCACUGUUGCUGUGCUAAUCUGAAGGCCACACAAAGUUUGGAGGUCUUUAGCUAUUGACACUAUUGACAGUUGAUGACUUCUGCGCACUGUGCAGUUCAGCAUGCGCUGACCCCGCUCUGUUAUUUUACAUGGUCUACCACUUCAUGGCUGAAUUGCUGUUGUUCUCAGUUUCUUCCACUUUGUUAUAAUACCACGAACAGUUGGAAUAUUUAUCAGCAAGGAAAUUUCAUGGAUGGACUUAUUGCACAGGUGACAACCUAUCACGGAACCACACUUGAAUUCACUGAGCUCCUGAGAGGAACCAAUUCUUUCACAAAUGUUUGUAGAAGCAGUCUGCAU
This is a messenger RNA of Staurois parvus, 394 nucleotides long. The record is from the annotation of a GenBank genome assembly. NCBI's taxonomy places the organism in Eukaryota, Metazoa, Chordata, Amphibia, Anura, Ranidae.